UGGCUUCCCUUUCUCCUGCUAGUUUCGUGAGUCUGGUGGCUGUUACUAGGAAGUGACGUAUUGCGUGAGGCGGAGGUGACGUGGGGCGCGCAGGCUCGGGCCGGUGGGAGGGGUUUGGACAAGAUGGCUGGAUCCACAGUUAAAGUCCCUCGUAAUUUUCGCUUGUUGGAAGAACUUGAAGAAGGUCAAAAAGGAGUAGGCGACGGUACAGUAAGCUGGGGCCUUGAAGAUGAUGAAGAUAUGACACUUACAAGGUGGACAGGCAUGAUUAUUGGACCACCAAGGGUCAGUACAACAAACUAUGAAAACAGAAUAUACAGUCUGAAAGUAGAGUGUGGACCUAAAUACCCAGAAGCACCUCCAACAGUUAGAUUUGUAACUAAAAUUAAUAUGAAUGGAAUAAAUAAUUCCAAUGGAAUGGUGGAUACACGGAGCAUACCAGUGUUAGCAAAAUGGCAAAAUUCUUAUAGCAUUAAAGUUGUACUUCAAGAGCUAAGACGUCUAAUGAUGUCCAAAGAAAAUAUGAAGCUUCCACAACCUCCAGAAGGACAAACUUACAGCAAUUAAUUUUAGCUGAUUCUCAAACUUCUGUCUUAAAACAACCACCUUCAUAUUAAUGUCUUGAUUAAAUCUCACAAUGCAAACCACCCACACAUUAAAAUAAUUUCAGCUGGUAUACAUGACCUGGACAUUUGUAAGAAUAUAUAUAAUAUAUGUACGCCCAGUAUGUUUUUAGGCACUAUGGGAGGGAAAAAAAGGCAGCACAAUUUAUUUUUUUCUCUUAUCAAGACACUGUCAUUUAAGCAUAAGCCUGAAGUAGCUUAAAAUUGAAAUUCAGGUUUUACAAGAUGAAAGCAUGACAGAAAGUGUCAGAUUGCUGUGGAUUAAUGUAUGUUUCAGAAAAUUAAUCUCUCAAGAAGAAAAAUUAUAAAUGGCAUGCUUUAUCCAUCUGGCUUAGUUAAAAGAGCUGCAGUUAAAAUUGUUUUAAAGUAGCAGGUAAAGUGAAUACUGUUGCUCAUCUUGUUUAAUUUUUGCUAAGGUGUGGGUGCCGACUACUAUUAGUGUCACAAAGUAUGUUCAGGAUUGUUUUGAUACCUGUAUUUAUAAAAGGGGGGAAUGGAUUCUGUUAAGCGGCUCCUGUGUGUUACAUGUAAUGGACAUGGCAAAUAUUUGUUUACAGUCUUUGUUCUAAUAAACAAUGCAUUUAAGUUUUAGUGAAACAAACAAAGGAAAUAGGUGUAUGGAUAUGUGAUUGAGAUUAAAGUUAGUCUUAAAAUGUAAAUAAAAUGUGGAAAGUAUCCUCUGAA
Molecule: messenger RNA, 1307 nt
Organism: Mauremys reevesii (Reeves's turtle)
Lineage: Eukaryota; Metazoa; Chordata; Testudines; Geoemydidae
Gene: UBE2V2
Product: ubiquitin conjugating enzyme E2 V2
Exons: 4
Coding region: 124-567 (147 amino acids)
Biological process (GO): protein K63-linked ubiquitination; DNA damage tolerance
Cellular component (GO): nucleus
Source: RefSeq, a predicted model, not a curated record